UCAAAAGUACAAUGUUCAUUUUUCUGUGAGUGAGGUCUACGUAACUGUGGUCUGUCGUCUUGAAGUCACCUUCAGGUAUGUAUAUAACAUUUGUCAUCAGACCAUUGGAAUAAGAUGAGAUUGCUCAAUUUCCAUACUCAUAACAUAUUGAUUUAUACGUGUAAUAAUCCCUAAAAGAACCUUUUCCUAUUCAGCCGAAUAAGACCACUGUAAUGAACGUCUGGCAGUACAGAAAUUGGCCGAAUAUUGUCAAAUCUAUAACGUCAGCUGGUUAUCGAGUUAUAGUUUCGGCAUGUUGGCAAAUCUCUCCUUCAAAUCAGGCGACUCGAUGGUAUGAUUAUCAUAAAUGUGAUAUUGGAGCAUUCGGAG
Messenger RNA from Trichobilharzia regenti, 369 nucleotides. The record is from the annotation of a GenBank genome assembly. NCBI's taxonomy places the organism in Eukaryota, Metazoa, Platyhelminthes, Trematoda, Strigeidida, Schistosomatidae.